CAAGUACCAGUCUCGCCGUCGAUACCGACAGUUUUUUCAAAUCGGCCAGUGAGUGUGCGUACAGUUCCACCAUGCUAGGAAAGUUCGUUUUGUUUGUUCUGUGUGCCAUCAGUGCGAUUCAAUUGUGCAGUGGUUCCGCCAUACCGAUGUGGGAGUACUUGAAAAAGGAGGAGAAGAUGUCCUACAUUUACUCGAUGUUCGCCAAUCAAGUCGAGGACUUCUGCGCCUCGUUGACGAUGCCCAACUGCAACCAGGAGUUCCUCAAGUACGGCCUCGGCAAGCUGAGGGACAUGUCCGAGGACCACCUGGACAACAUGGACCCGUACCAACGGGGCGCCAACAAUAUAAUCUGGGAAUCGAUGAUGUCCGGCCACGAGAUGGUGAAAACGACCCCGAAACCCCGCCAGACCACGACCGCCAAGCCGAACAGCUACGACGACGAGUCCUUCGGCGACGACUUCGAUUUCGGCUCGCAGGGAAGCGCUUCCGCCAAAAUCGACAACGUCUACCGGGUACCGCCGCCGAAAGGCUUCGUCUACAAGGCGGAAUCGGGCACUCCGCAGUACACUUACCCGCACAACGUCGUGUCGUACCUGAGCCAGUUCGACAAGUCGAGGACCCAGAAGGGCGCCUACACCAGGUUCCAGGAGCAGCACAGUACCACCACCACCACCACCACGACCACCGAAAGGGCCCCCGUCUACUAUCAGGUGCCUUUAACCGGACCGAUGGUUGUGAGGGUGUACCCCGACGGUACUCCCGUCAGGGAAACAGAACCUUUACCUCAGGACGACGACCUGAGGCAGUACCAGUGGUCCAGGAUCAAGUUGCCCAGCUUCUAAAAAAUGCAAUUUUGACUGUACACGUGAAUUAGCUUUAGAUCUCACCUUUAAGUUAUUGCAUUUUUGCGGUACCACCGAGUACUGAUGUAAAUAUUUUUGCACUUUUGACAAAUUAAUGUGAUAUUGUAACUUGUAUAUAUUUAUUGUCCGUGUGGGUGUGCGUUUUGUAUGAAUGUAAUUUAUAUUUAUUAUUUAUAAGUUUUAUGUUAUCACGUUCAGUGAUUUUAGUAUCCAGAUUUUCUGGAAGAAAUUCCUAAAUCUUUGUGUGAUUUUUAUUAUGAUAAUUAUAUUAAUAUAUGCUUUUUUAUAAAUGCC
Molecule: messenger RNA, 1157 nt
Organism: Aethina tumida (small hive beetle)
Lineage: Eukaryota; Metazoa; Arthropoda; Insecta; Coleoptera; Nitidulidae
Product: rhythmically expressed gene 5 protein
Exons: 3
Coding region: 72-842 (256 amino acids)
Source: RefSeq, a predicted model, not a curated record